This is a messenger RNA of Lithohypha guttulata, 1317 nucleotides long. It is a transcript of the gene RGT1, whose product is annotated as Glucose-responsive transcription factor. NCBI's taxonomy places the organism in Eukaryota, Fungi, Ascomycota, Eurotiomycetes, Chaetothyriales, Trichomeriaceae. The transcript is spliced from 2 exons. The record is from RefSeq and is a predicted model, not a curated record. The coding region runs from base 1 to 1317 and encodes 438 amino acids.
AUGUGUAAGGACCCUUUACAAACAGCCGAGCUAACACCAGAAGACAAGACGGCGUUCCAAUAUUAUUAUGACACCAUACACCCGCUAUGCCCUAUUCUUCCGGAUUCCCAGUCCACACAACUACCUGAAAUCUUCUACGCAGCAGACAGGAAUUUCCAAGAAGCGCUCAUUUUAGCUGUCACUUUGCUGUCCCAACCUCAAAAUACAUCAAUAUCUGAUGCCGAUCAGCUGAAGUUGGGUGAUGGACAAGCUCGACUCGAGACAUUCGUGAAUGGAAGAGCUAGACAGGAUUAUGUGAAGCGCGGCCAAUAUCACAACAGCUUGGUACUGCUCUGGACCCAGCUUGUUCUCCUUGUCAUGGUACAACAUGAUAUUUCUAGCUGGAACAUUUCGAGCUUACCCCAAUGCGACCUAAUUGAGAUGUCCUUCACCAACUGUGAUGAGUUCUUCAGAAUCAAGCAAUUCACCUCAGACGAUAUGCAUGAUAUGGAGUUUAUCUGCGCAGCACACAUUACAGUUAUGAUGGCAAGACUUUACGCAAUUUCUCAAGGAGAGGCUCAUGAUCCAGUCCCUUCGUCCUUUGUACAACAUUUGGGCUUCAAUAGCGCUAUGCCAUCACGACUCUCUUUCCUCAUUAUGAUGACGGACAGUCUGCAGGCUUCAUUAUCAUUACUACCACAGGGUGGUGUUUCUAUGUGCAGAGGCACUGCAUACGAGAUCAGUCGAUUACAAUCCGCCAACAUCCGAGCCUGGCUAACCGCAACCGGUCUCGCACCUGACGAUCCUCUCGUUGCAGAAGUCAAAGCCUUUACAGAGCUUUUGUCGCUAAGAUGCAGUAGCUCUCGUUUGCAUAUGCCAGCCGUGACUGGUCCUGCAGCUAAUUUAGCCGAGGCCAUACGACGGUCCUCAGUGGUUGAAAAGGAAGCAAAUGGUGGUAAAUAUUUAUAUAAUCCUUUGUCGUUGCACACUUUCACACUCACGACAAUCACACUGUUGGAGCUAUCGCAGUGUGAGCCCGAUGAUCACAUUUCCGAGUCUUUAGUGGAAGAUGGCAUACAAGAGAUGAGAAAGUCGCUUACGGACUUGGUGGGUCGGCGCAACACUGACGGUGGGAGCGCUGACGGAAAGUUCUGGGCGAACGUGCUAUUGGACAUGAUCGAUUGCGCAACAAGAUCUCGACCCGUGCUGGAGGGGGUGUCGGAGGAUGUCAACAAGAAGAAAGAGGAGGACAUAACUGUUGAUCUUACGCAACUGCUGCAACGAGGCUAUGCGAACACGCUCAUGGACUUUGUAACAAAAGAUGGAAGGACUGAGUAG